Messenger RNA from Mytilus trossulus (common blue mussel), 1674 nucleotides. RefSeq names its product RNA 3'-terminal phosphate cyclase-like. Gene Ontology annotation, biological process: RNA processing. The record is from RefSeq and is a predicted model, not a curated record. Gene Ontology annotation, molecular function: RNA-3'-phosphate cyclase activity. NCBI's taxonomy places the organism in Eukaryota, Metazoa, Mollusca, Bivalvia, Mytilida, Mytilidae. Gene Ontology annotation, cellular component: nucleus. The coding region runs from base 162 to 1406 and encodes 414 amino acids. The transcript has 12 exons.
UCUUGAUAUGGAUAUAAUUUACAUAUUAGAAUGAAGAAAAAAUAAUACACUGAACGAAAAUUUUGUUUACAUAUUUUUGUUUCGAAACCUCCUGCAAUAACUCGUUUGAGUUGACAAUAUUCAUUCUUAUUUAUUUUAAAACAUAAAAUAAGGUAGAAAAUAUGAAUAAUGCAGCUCCCAAGCCCCAAAGACAGCCCAGAGAAAACAGGAGAAAUAGAGCAGCAAUGGCUGAAGCAGAUCAAGAUUCUGGAGCAGCUUCUAAUGAGAUUCCAGGUACCAGUCCAGAACCAGUUUUGCAGACAGCCAAUACAUGCAAUAGUAAUCAGGAUACUGGUAUUGUUGAUAUUGAUGGUGGAGCUCUUGAAGGGGGCGGUCAAGUCUUAAGAAAUACUGUUUCAUUUAGUUGUUUAUUACAAAGACCUGUUAGAGUAUAUAAUGUUAGAGCUGGCAGGAGUAAACCAGGAUUAAGGCCUCAACAUUUAACUGGUAUAAUGUUAACCAGAGAGGUUUGUCAUGGUAGACUGGAAGGAGGGAGCGUUGGGUCAACAGAAAUCCAAUUUCAUCCUGGAAAUAUUCAGCAUGGAAACUAUACAGCAGACACAGGUACUGCAGGGAGUAUUUGUCUAUUAUUGCAAGUAGCUAUUCCAUGUUUAGUUUAUGCUGACGGUCCUACAAAUCUGACAUUAAAAGGAGGAACCAAUGCAGAUAUGGCGCCUCAGUUAGAUCACAUGACAAUGGUAUUUAAACCUAUAGCGGAAAAAUUUGGAAUGAGAUUUGACUGCAGAGUUAUCAGAAGAGGGUAUUAUCCUAAAGGUGGUGGAGAAGUAAAGGUCACAUGUCAUCCAACCAAACAAUUGUCAGCAGUUACUAUGACAGACAGAGGAGAUAUCAAACAAAUCUAUGGUUUAUCAUUUGUAGCUGGAGUUCUUCCUGUCAGGGUUGCCCAUGUUAUGGCAAAAGUUGCUGAAAGUAUAAUACAUAAAGAAUAUAAAGAUGUGUCAGUAAAUAUAGACGUGGUCAAGGAAGUAUCAGCCGUAGGAACUGGUACAGGUAUUGUCCUAGUUGCAGAAACUACAACUGGAUGCUUUUUGGGAGGUACAGCUUUAGGGAAGAAAGGAAAGCAAGCAGAACAAGUUGGACAAGAGGCAGCAGAAGAAUUAAUUAAUAAUUUAUAUCACGGAGGUUGUGUGGAUGAUUAUAUACAAGAUCAGAUUAUACUGUUAAUGGCUCUAGCUAAAGGCAAAUCUACAGUUAGAAUUGGUGCCUUGUCUUUACAUACAGAAACAGCCAUUCAUGUGGCAAAACAGCUAACAGAGGCCAAUUUUAAAAUUACAGAAAUUAACAAAGGAGCAACACUUAUAGAAUGUGAUGGAAUAGGACUUGUUAAUUCACAGGUUGGAAGUUAGUGAUGGAUCAUACUGUAGUUUGUGCCAAGAAAUCCAAGACCAGACAUAAAAACACUAAGAAAACGUCUUUCUUAACCACUUUUCUUUUACUUCUGGUUACUAAAUACAAAACCAGUAAAUGCAAUAGAUACAAUUAUGCCUGUUAUAGUCUUGUUGGUUUUGAAAUUCUCUUAAAGUAUACUAGAUUGUAAUGUUAAAUUAAUCUAAUCUAUUUUAGCAUCAUAUGUAUAUUUUACUUUAUGUUGCUGUGCAUGACAAUAAAAAGGUU